UUUCCGUCGUCUCCUUCCCCAAUAUCCGUUUUCGAUUUAGGGCACCAAUCUCUGUAAAAAAAGCAUUUAAAAUCAAUCUUCUUCCCGAUACUCUCUAAUCCUAUCUCCAGUGUUUCUGAAUUGGGCAGUGCUAUCCUCUCCCCCUCCUCCUCUGUUCCGCUAUUGGCUGUUGCGUGUUUUGUAGCCGAAUGAUAUAUUGUCUCGCGUGAUUGUCAGCUCCUGCAAUGUCAAACCUUCAUUCCUCUCUCAAUGGUUCAGCUUCGAAUCUACCAGAUGGGUCUGGCAGAUCUUUUGCUGCUUCCUAUUCUGGUGCACCAUCUCCCAGUUUUCAUCAUUCUGGUGGUGGAAGUCUUCAGGGACUUCAUAAUCUUCAUGGUGGCUAUAAUGUCGGGAACAUGCAAGGUACACUUUCAUCAAGAAACUCAAGUAUGAAUAGCAUACCAUCUCCUGGUGUACAACAACCUAAUGGGAGUUUUUCCAGUGGAAGAUUUGCUUCAAGUAACAUCCCUGUUGCUCUCUCUCAGUUAUCUCAUAAUAGCUCACAUGGGCAUUCGGGAAUCCCAAACAGAGGAGGAAUAAAUGGAUUUAGUAGUAACGCAAAUGGAGUUGGUGGUUCUAUUCCUGGGGUUCUCUCCACAUCUCCAGGACUCAGUAAUCGGAACAGUGUUCCAAUGGGAAUGUCCCAAUUGUUGGGAAACGCAGGUCCUCGAAUAACAUCAAAUGCAAUGGGAAACAUGGUUGGUGGAGGUAACUUGAGGAAUAUCAGCACUGGUGGAUUGUCACGACUAACUUUGGGAGCUAAUAGCGGAUCAGGGUUAAGUGUUCAGGGACAGAACCGAAUGCUGGGUGGACUUCCUCAAGGAUCUCAGGUCAUGUCUAUGCUGGGGAACUCGUAUCACACUGGUGGCGGCCCCCUUUCGCAGAACAAUAUGAUGCUGAGUGAUCACUCUAAUGACAGUUCACUUUUUGAUAUCAAUAACGAUUUUCCCCAGCUGUCAAGUCGUCCUGGUUCCGCUAGUGGCAAUCAAGGACAACUCGGUUCUUUGAGGAAACAAGCUUCAGGAGUCCCCAUUGUCCAACAGAACCAGGAGUUCCGCAUCCAAAAUGAAGACUUUCCUGCCUUACCUGGAUAUAAAGGUGGUAGUUCUGAUUAUCCGAUGGACAUGCAUCAGAAAGAACAACUCCAUGACAAUGCUAUGUCAAUGAUGCACUCUCAAAACUUUCCUAUGGCUAGAUCUGGUGGUUUCAGCUUGGGGGGAACAUAUUCAUCACAUCGUCCACAACAACAGCCACAUACUUCAUCUACUGGUGGGCUACAAGGUCUUGGCCUGAGACCUCUAAACUCCUCCCUCAAUACAGUUUCAAGUAACGGUUAUGACCAGCUUAUUCCGCAGUAUCAGCAGCAACAAAACCAAUCCCAGUUUCCUGUGCAACAAAUGUCAUCUAUCAACCAAUUUAGAGAUUCUGAGAUGAAGUCGUCACAGUCUGAAGCAGAUCCUUUCUGCUUGCUUGGCUUGCUAGAGGUACUAAACGGGAGCAACCCUGAAUUGACCUCUCUUGCUCUUGGCAUCGACUUAACGACGCUAGGGUUGGAUUUGAAUUCAACUGGGAAUCUCUACAAGACAUUUGCUUCCCCUUGGACCAAUGAACCGGCAAAGACUGAGGUUGAGUUCACAGUACCAAGUUGUUACUACGCCACACCACCUCCGCCUCUCACUCGAGCAAGCUUCAAAAGAUUUUCCUAUGAGUUAUUGUUCUAUACAUUUUACAGUAUGCCAAAAGACCAAGCACAGCUAUACGCAGCAGAUGAACUUUACGAAAGAGGUUGGUUUUACCACAAGGAACUCAGAUUAUGGUUAUUCAGAGUUGGGGAACCUUUGGUCAGAACAGCUGUAUAUGAAAGAGGAACAUACGAGUGCCUUGAUCCAAACUCGUUCAAAACAGUCAGAAAGGAACAUUUUGUUGUCCAGUACGAGCACCUGGAGAAGAGACCAAGCUUGCUGCAGCAUUGACUUCAAGUAGGUUUGUUAAAUUACUAGCAUCUUUACAGUGUAAAGCUUCUUUCUCUUUUUCUUCAUGCAAGCCUCAUUGUUAAGAACCCAAACCAUAUCUUCACAAUCUUCAAUUUUUAACCUCAAAAGUUCUGCCAUAUAAAGUAAUAUACUAUAGUCAGUUUUCUUUUCUGUGUCUGUGUCUUAUGAUGAAUAAUAUUUAGUCUCUUUUAGUCUUGACCAAGCAUGACAAGAACGGGUAAAUAACUCGAUAGAAA
Molecule: messenger RNA, 2269 nt
Organism: Eruca vesicaria subsp. sativa (arugula)
Lineage: Eukaryota; Viridiplantae; Streptophyta; Magnoliopsida; Brassicales; Brassicaceae
Source: the annotation of a GenBank genome assembly